Messenger RNA from Histoplasma capsulatum G186AR, 822 nucleotides. RefSeq lists its product as uncharacterized. The record is from RefSeq and is a predicted model, not a curated record. The transcript has 7 exons. The coding region runs from base 1 to 822 and encodes 273 amino acids. NCBI's taxonomy places the organism in Eukaryota, Fungi, Ascomycota, Eurotiomycetes, Onygenales, Ajellomycetaceae.
AUGACCGUUUACACCUGCGAAGACGAUUCUAAUUUUCCUACUACCACUAUUAAAAUAUCCUCUCUAAUACUCCACCCGGUCUGUUGCCCUCUGGAUACAAGAGUGAUCACCAGGAGUGUCAUGCGUAUGCUUCACAGGUGGCUGAUUUGGACAUACUUGGUGACUCUUGAGGAAAAUGGAUGGAAAUCAUCAUCAUUCGACGGUUGUGACUGCAUGAGCAUAAAAUAUCGCGUGCUCUCAGAGCUCGAGAUUUUCCACCCAGAACCUGCACUUGUUUCAAAACACCUGGAAAAUGGCAUGGAGUGCCUAACAGUCUUGCUUGCGUUGAGAAUAAACAUUGUCUUUGACAAUGUACUUGCUGCUUUAACUCUGGGAGAUAUGCUAAAUCCACAAUCUCCUGAUAUGCUCGUGAACGCCGUCUCCUUACUCCUGGUGGCGCUGCCCUGCACCCAUCUGCCACCGCUUCAUGUUGGAGGCGAGUCUCUUUCAGAGCCGCAGCAGGUCUUGAGCACAGCCAUAAUCAACCUGACUUUUUCACCUUCAGCUUCCACGACGAAGAAGAAAUCUUCUGAACGGCGAAAGAUAAGUCGUAAAGUCCCAAUCAUAGGGAUAUGGCUUUGGAUACCCCCAGAAGGGCAAACAUGCUGUCAUUUACCAUUCAACGCGCUUGGGAUUGUCCCUGCGGUUUCUCAACUUAUCAACAGCAGCCCAUUAUCGUCUCUUCCCCCUAUUGCUGUUGGGAUCCUACCUCGGAUGAGAAUGGCGGAGCCAAAUAGAGAGACAUUUGACAUGCGGGCUAAGCGCUCGACUCGGAGAUAUUAA